GCCUUCCCUUCUUGUCCAGGCAGACGCACCCCCCGGUCAUCCUCCUUCGCUCCUUCCAUUCUACUGGUAUCAUCUACAGCAGCAGAGUUCACUCCAGUCUACCACGUCAACCAGCUGCCCAACAUGAUCAAGUCCAUUCAGCAAAUGAAUGGCGCACUGAACAAUGCAAAGCCAUAUUCAGCCAUCAGCGUCUGGUUCGACAAGCUGACUAGCAACAACUUCAAAGAGGACGACUAUGACGGCAUUCCCGAACUUACCGAAGCCAUCACUCUGCAGGGUGGAGGUCCGACCGAGGCAGCAAGAUGUGUGCGGAAGCAGCUCAAGUACGGCAGCGUGCAUGGACAGAAGCGAACCUUGACCAUUCUUGGGGCACUGGUGGAGAAUGCGGGUCCACGAUUCCAAACCACAUUUGCCGACGAGCGUCUGGUCACACAGAUCAAGCUCACAUCAGCUGACCCACUCGUAGACGCCUCUGUCCGCCGCAAGCUCAUGCGUCUGCUCCUCUCAUGGCAACAUCAAUACUCUGGCGAGCCUACCCUACGUACUAUCUCAUCGCUGUAUGUAGCUUGUGGUGGGGGCAGGGAGAGGCAGGAGAGAGAGGCGCAGAGGAAACGCAGUGAGGCAGAGGAGCUACUGAGGAAGCAAGAAGAGGAGCGUAGGAGAGAGAUGCAAGUACGAAUGGACCGCAAGACGGCAGAGAAGCUGCAGAAGGAGGAGGAUAAGAAGAGAAGCAAGCUGGGGGCAAAGGGGAAGAAAGCUCCCGCUCGCUUCAAUUACGAGGCGGAGAAGCCGAUGAUUCUCAAUCACCUUGCUACGUCUAGUCGGUCUGCUACAGCCCUCGUCAACACCUUGCAGCACGUCAAUCGAGAGAAGGAGAGCGUCUCUGCAAAUGCCAAGGUAGUGCAGGCGCUGAAUGAUGUCAAGACGGAAAGAAAGACCAUUGUCAGGUAUAUUCAGCUGUGUCAGGAGGAGGAUAUGCUAGGCGCCCUCAUCGAGGCCAACGAGAGAAUCAUGGUUGCUCUGCAGCUGUACGACAAGCUAUCGAAACCGGAUACGUCAGAUUCUGAGGACGAGACGCUUCUCGCGGCUAUUCCAUCUAACAAGCCCACCGCUGCUCAACGAGCCGAAGCUGAGGACGCUGAGAUCGAGGCCGUGCGACAAAGUCUCGCCAGAUCCGACUUCCAUAGUGGCAAGCCCACUGCAUCCAAGGGCGGCGAUGAUGAGUGGGAGGGCGAAAUUGAAAAGCUGCAAUUCAGACAGAGGAUGGGCAUCAACAGGCACAACUCUCGAAGGGGUGACCUCAAGGGAGCAGGAGCGAUGCAGGAUCUGCUCGAUCUAGACUUUGACGAGACCAGCACCAACUCUGGCCCCAGCUUGAGGCCGUCGAAGACGUCUGCCUCUACGUCGACCAGGAGCGGUGGCGCAAGUGGCGCUGGCGGCAGUGCUGCUCAGCAUGGCAGUCUGUCGGACUACUCUGACUACGAUGACGAGUCUUCGGACGAGGAGACGCAUCAGCAGCAGAAGCCCGUUGCUGGAAUGGGUGUUCCUGCCUCCUCACGAGGCCUUGCGCCACCGGGAGAUUCACCCUCGCUUCUCUCCCCCGCUCAUUCUGGCUCCACAACUCAAUCGCAGCAUGGCGCUGCUUUGGAAGCCUGGAGAAGAUCGCACAAGUCUCGCAUUGGAGAGGAGACGUCUAGUCUGUGGAGCAAGGAGGAUGAGGAUAGGUGGAUUCAGGGAGGAGGAGGCGAUGAUGAUGAGGCCGAGGAGGAUCCAUUUGGAGACGAGUGGGAGGAAGUGGCGGGCAAGCUGAGAGCAAGUGGUGCAGAGACGGGCAGGAGGGAGUGGGCGGCAGUCUGAUUUCAGAGGUAUCCGUUGGUCUGGCCCAUCUAUCGCACUGGAGACGCUAUCUUGGCGUUUGAAACGCACCGCAGUUGCCAAUUGGAAAAUGUUGAUAUACGGAAGGUAGCUUGUGGACGUGAAACCGGCAGCUGUCAGGAGAUCAGGCAAGGAUACAAUCGCUGACCGGACAAGGGUAGUGGCGGCGGGAUUAUC
Microstroma glucosiphilum is the source of this 2052-nucleotide messenger RNA. RefSeq lists its product as hypothetical. Lineage: Eukaryota; Fungi; Basidiomycota; Exobasidiomycetes; Microstromatales; Microstromataceae. The transcript has 5 exons. Gene Ontology annotation, cellular component: actin cortical patch. Gene Ontology annotation, biological process: endocytosis; actin filament organization; actin cortical patch localization. The record is from RefSeq and is a predicted model, not a curated record. The coding region runs from base 124 to 1857 and encodes 577 amino acids. Gene Ontology annotation, molecular function: phosphatidylinositol binding; ubiquitin binding.